Messenger RNA from Malassezia globosa CBS 7966, 531 nucleotides. RefSeq lists its product as uncharacterized. NCBI's taxonomy places the organism in Eukaryota, Fungi, Basidiomycota, Malasseziomycetes, Malasseziales, Malasseziaceae. Gene Ontology annotation, biological process: protein folding. The coding region runs from base 1 to 531 and encodes 176 amino acids. Gene Ontology annotation, cellular component: cytoplasm. The record is from RefSeq and is a predicted model, not a curated record. The transcript has 4 exons.
AUGACACUCAGUGUUGACGAGUAUUCCAAACUUUCCCCAGAUGCUCAGAGGGAAUAUGAUAAUGAGGAAAGACAACGAGAACGAUCAGAGCAAGAAGGUUUGCCUUAUAGAUGGAAUCAAAUGCUAGACCAUGUGGAAGUGAGCAUACCGCUUCCUCCAGACGUCCGCGCACGACAAAUUCAAGUUGUAUUCAAGCCCGCUUGGAUUUCAGUCAAGAUGCGCGAGGAAUGUAUUGUCGAAGGAGCACUGUUCAAGCCAAUUCAACCAGAUGGCUGUACUUGGACUAUUGAUGAUGCCAAAGUAUUAUCCGUACACCUGGAAAAACUAAAUCAAAAUGAAUGGUGGCCGCAUGUGGUGACGCAUCAUCCCAAGAUUGACACUACUAAGAUUGUACCUGAAGAGUCAAAGCUAAGUGAUCUGGAUGGUGAAACGCGUGCAAUGGUGGAGAAAAUGAUGGUUUGUACGAAAUACUACGUUCGCACCACUAACACGAACCAGAUAGAGAACCGGCAAAAGGUCCAAAAUCAUUAG